AUAGUACAACAAAUUUGAAAAAAGUUUACGAGAAAUAUUUGAAAAUUUGUGAAAAACUACAAUUUGAAAAUUUCAAGAAAACUUUAAGAGUAAAAGAGCCGUAGCAUGGAUUCAAACGCUUGUAGCAUGAAGCAGCCUUCGAAACAUUAUAAGCCUUAUGGAAGAGCACGUACGGAUAUAAACAACAAAAAAACUUUUAAACAAGAUAAAAAAUUAUGUAAUUUGGUGGAGCAGCAUCCGCAGCUGUACGACAAAGGACAUAAGGGUUACGGUCAGAAAAAGGCUACAGAUGAGGCAUGGUGCACGAUUGCGGACUCGUUGGGGAAGUCUGUGUCACAAUGCAAGGCUCGUUGGGAAAAACUUCGUGCUGAGUACAUCGCCUACCUACGUUCCCUUGAAGCCGAUAAGGAACAGCGUGGUCGUAAACGUCAAUUUAAAGAAACCGCGGUUGCCGCAGAAAAUAAAGACCGCAGCAAUAAAAAUUUUUUUGAAUUUCUACGUUGCUACAUGCAAGAUAUGACCCAAAAAGAGCAGAGUCUAUGCCACAUUAGCAUUUUACAAGUUAUACAAGACAUCAAAGGAAUGACAAAUAGUGCAAGCGGUGAUGGCAAUGAUCCAAACGACGAAGUUGCAAUUAAGAAUUAACCAGAACUAUGACAAUGAAGUAAAACACUAAUAAAUAAUCCGGAUGGACCCAGUAUAAACAUUAUUUAAAUAAU
This is a messenger RNA of Bactrocera dorsalis (oriental fruit fly), 719 nucleotides long. RefSeq lists its product as uncharacterized. The record is from RefSeq and is a predicted model, not a curated record. Gene Ontology annotation, biological process: regulation of transcription by RNA polymerase II. Lineage: Eukaryota; Metazoa; Arthropoda; Insecta; Diptera; Tephritidae. The coding region runs from base 106 to 645 and encodes 179 amino acids. The transcript is spliced from 2 exons. Gene Ontology annotation, cellular component: transcription regulator complex; nucleus.